This is a messenger RNA of Spodoptera litura, 1548 nucleotides long. RefSeq lists its product as uncharacterized. The record is from RefSeq and is a predicted model, not a curated record. Gene Ontology annotation, molecular function: peptidyl-prolyl cis-trans isomerase activity; cyclosporin A binding. Lineage: Eukaryota; Metazoa; Arthropoda; Insecta; Lepidoptera; Noctuidae. Gene Ontology annotation, biological process: protein folding; protein peptidyl-prolyl isomerization. Gene Ontology annotation, cellular component: cytoplasm.
GAAGUAUGACGUUCGCGAGUGUUUGUAAGAAAGAGAAAACAAAUUAUAAAAGUGAAUGAAAAAUUGAUAAACCUAAUGAAAUGAUUUUAUGUUACAUGUAGAACAGCAGCAAAAUAUUACUCAAAAGUUUAUUAUAGGCAAAUCCAACCCAAGGUACUUUCAAUUCCACCACCGCCUUGGAACCACCUUUGGACAGCAUCUCUAGUGCCUGCGUUACGACAGACUUUAAAUUUUACUACUUUUCUUUAAUUUCUCCUUUAUACCGGUCUGUUAAUGAAAUUCUGAUAAAAGAAAAGGUCACAUAAGCAAUGCAUCCAAUACGCGAAAGAAAAUGCGACGUUUUACUGGACAAUCCGCUUCUUAAAACUCCACCACCAGAACCUGAGAAGCCGCGUAUACCACGCGUACGAAAGCCACGGGAGUUUAAACUGCCUCCAAGAUUUCCCCUAUUACCGAAAGAAUUUUAUGCCUGCUGGGUUAAUCAUCAAAAAGAGUUACAAAUGACGAAGGCGAAAGUGGACGAUAGCCCUCCAGAACUGUUCCCAGAAUUGUACCUGAAACCUCGAAGACUAGACUUCUACGCUCGGCAACUGGAACAUACUAUGAAUGUUAACAAGGAAUUACUAAAGAAGAUCAAUCUCAUACAGCGCACUGGAGGUUUCGUGGAUUGCUGGAGACCUGAGCCUACCCAUAAGUAUAAUAAGCUGCUCUGCAAACAACGACAGCGGGAUCUGAACAAAAUACAGCUGGCUAACUCUUAUUUCUACUCCAGGCUGCUCGUUGCUAGAUCGGAGCAACUACUAACUAAAGAAUUGAAUGAGGCGUGGAAGGACACAAAGCACAAAUUAAUAUUAGGAGCCUCGUUGCCGUUCAUUCUAUUCAAAACCGGAACAAUUGAUCGUGAUAUAAAAGAUCCAACGUUCGACAAACCUAUUAACGUUAUUCGACCUAAAGUGUCUAUGGAUAUCUGGGUAAGAGGAGGUUCGAAGAUCGGUAAGGUUUUAAUCGAGCUUUUCUCCGACAUUGUGCCUCAAACUUGUAAAUUUUUCUUGAACCUCGUCAAAGGAGAUUCGUAUGGGCAUGCUUAUACUGGAACCAGAUUCUUCAGGAUUGUCCCUGACCUAUAUUGUCGCGGUGGAGAUGUGGCCAAGGACAAUGGCUUCGGUGCGUACACCCCAAACAUGGAAGGAGAAAACGCUGGCCAACCUGGCCUGAUCUUCGAACACUUCGAUUUGAACCAUUCUGUACCAGGUGUACUAUCGAUGGUGAUUACUGCGGACGGUGAAGCCACUGGUCAGUUCAACAUUAUAUUCAAACCGCUACCACAGUUUGAUAAGAGACACGUGGUCUUCGGUAGGAUUGUAGCAGGACCAGCCCCUACACUUGAACGUAUCAGUGCGCUAGGGCUACCUCUAGGCACAACUACCACUGAUUGCAUAAUACGUUCAUGUGGUUGGUUCACUAAAACCGGUCGGUAUAAAGAGGGCAGCCCUAACACUAUCAAGUUCCCGCCUAGACGUAAGAAGAGAUGAUUGUCAAAUUGCUAAA